Messenger RNA from Suillus fuscotomentosus, 1001 nucleotides. RefSeq lists its product as uncharacterized. The transcript has 3 exons. Bases 167 to 766 code for a protein of 199 amino acids. Lineage: Eukaryota; Fungi; Basidiomycota; Agaricomycetes; Boletales; Suillaceae. The record is from RefSeq and is a predicted model, not a curated record.
CCAUCACAGCUCCCUUUACAAGCACGACGAUAUCCAGUUAUUCCAUGGCAUACCCCAAUGACCCUGUACUUCCUCGGAGACAAGGAAUAGUGUUGACGAACUUAUUGACUUUGAACCAACGCUCUUACAAGUUCCUCUUCCUCUCUAUUUCUGCCUUGGCUACAUCAUGUGCGGGAACGCCCCAACUCAACCCGGUCUGCUUCCUCACGGAGAUGAAUCAGUAUUUGAACGACCUCGGCGAUUCCCCUCCAAAGACAUUCUCCAGGCGCUAAGUACACUCGGUCCGCACCAAAUAAUUCCUUCAUUGAUUUCUUGCACAAUACAACACGGCUGUCCCCUGAUGCAGCGUCAGUCACGCGAGAAGAUGCAGAGAAUAGUUUCUUCGGAGUACCUCCUAGCCCGAAGCUGGUAUCCGACCCUCCUUCACUACAGCUCACGGAUACGUACGCUACCAAUUCAUCACAUAGCCUGGAUGCUAGCUUCGAUCUUGCUCUCCCUGAAGAUGGCCAGUGGUCCCUAUCGCCUACCAUUGAGACAGAGAGCAUAUCCCCCGAGAGUCUUUCUCCUUCAGGCAGCGCGGAAGCACUCAAAACUUGAAGAAACUACCAGCAGGCCCCAUCAUAUACGUGCGCAGACCUCCAGGGGUGUCUGUUUUGCAGGAAGCCCCAGCGCUCUCCGUCUGGCAAGUUACGAGGAAACGUUCAGAUCAAAUAUCGCACCAGUGAAUCGGCCUCUGUUACUGAUGAAGGCAACGCGACUAGGUUAGCGAGACAGUUGGACGACGGGGAGGCUAAGGAUGACGCGGGGUGGACUGCUGAAGCUGUUUCUGCUCCACCUGCACAAGCUGGGGCGCAGCCAAGUCUCAAGUUGCGGAUUCGUCGAUCGGGCACCCGUGCGGGCUCUAAUGGGUCGUUUGCACCGUCGAAACGUACUGCUGGCGAGGAGGAUGAGGGUUGUGCCAGUGUCGACGAUACCAGUGGUCUCGGCCAAGAUGGUCGUGG